AUGUUCAUUAAUCGUUGAUUAUUCUCAACCAAUCACAAAGAUAUCGGAACCCUCUAUCUACUAUUCGGAGCCUGAGCGGGAAUAGUGGGUACUGCACUAAGUAUUUUAAUUCGAGCAGAAUUAGGUCAACCAGGUGCACUUUUAGGAGAUGACCAAAUUUACAAUGUUAUCGUAACUGCCCAUGCUUUUGUUAUAAUUUUCUUCAUAGUAAUACCAAUAAUAAUUGGAGGCUUUGGAAACUGACUUGUCCCACUAAUAAUCGGAGCCCCAGAUAUAGCAUUCCCACGAAUAAAUAAUAUAAGUUUUUGACUCCUACCACCAUCAUUUCUCCUUCUCCUAGCAUCAUCAAUAGUAGAAGCAGGAGCAGGAACAGGAUGAACAGUCUACCCACCUCUAGCCGGAAAUCUAGCCCAUGCAGGAGCAUCAGUAGACCUAACAAUUUUCUCCCUUCAUUUAGCUGGAGUGUCAUCUAUUUUAGGUGCAAUUAAUUUUAUUACCACUAUUAUCAACAUGAAACCCCCAGCCAUAACACAGUAUCAAACUCCACUAUUUGUCUGAUCCGUACUUAUUACAGCCGUACUGCUCCUAUUAUCACUACCAGUGCUAGCCGCAGGCAUUACUAUACUACUAACAGACCGCAACCUAAACACAACUUUCUUUGAUCCCGCUGGAGGAGGGGACCCAAUUCUCUACCAGCAUCUGUUCUGAUUCUUUGGGCACCCAGAAGUUUAUAUUCUUAUCCUCCCAGGAUUUGGAAUUAUUUCACAUGUAGUUACUUACUACUCCGGAAAAAAAGAACCUUUCGGCUAUAUAGGAAUAGUAUGAGCAAUAAUGUCUAUUGGCUUUCUAGGCUUUAUUGUAUGAGCCCACCACAUAUUCACAGUAGGAUUAGAUGUAGACACACGAGCUUACUUUACAUCAGCCACUAUAAUUAUCGCAAUUCCUACCGGUGUCAAAGUAUUUAGCUGACUUGCAACCCUACACGGAGGUAAUAUUAAAUGAUCUCCAGCUAUACUAUGAGCCUUAGGCUUUAUUUUCUUAUUUACAGUUGGUGGUCUAACCGGAAUUGUUUUAUCCAACUCAUCCCUUGACAUCGUGCUUCACGAUACAUACUAUGUAGUAGCCCAUUUCCACUAUGUUCUAUCAAUGGGAGCAGUGUUUGCUAUCAUAGCAGGAUUUGUUCACUGAUUCCCAUUAUUUUCAGGCUUCACCCUAGAUGACACAUGAGCAAAAGCCCACUUCGCCAUCAUAUUCGUAGGAGUAAACAUAACAUUCUUCCCUCAACAUUUCCUGGGCCUUUCAGGAAUACCACGACGCUACUCAGACUACCCAGAUGCUUACACCACAUGAAACACUGUCUCUUCUAUAGGAUCAUUUAUUUCACUAACAGCUGUUCUCAUCAUGAUCUUUAUAAUUUGAGAGGCCUUUGCUUCAAAACGAGAAGUAAUAUCAGUAUCGUAUGCUUCAACAAAUUUAGAAUGACUUCAUGGCUGCCCUCCACCAUAUCACACAUUCGAGGAACCAACCUAUGUAAAAGUAAAAUAA
Messenger RNA from Mus musculus (house mouse), 1545 nucleotides. The record is from the annotation of a RefSeq genome assembly. Lineage: Eukaryota; Metazoa; Chordata; Mammalia; Rodentia; Muridae.